Solanum dulcamara is the source of this 1054-nucleotide messenger RNA. Its product is annotated as ribonuclease S-4-like. The transcript is spliced from 3 exons. Bases 31 to 828 code for a protein of 265 amino acids. Gene Ontology annotation, cellular component: extracellular region. The record is from RefSeq and is a predicted model, not a curated record. Gene Ontology annotation, biological process: RNA catabolic process. Gene Ontology annotation, molecular function: RNA binding; ribonuclease T2 activity. Lineage: Eukaryota; Viridiplantae; Streptophyta; Magnoliopsida; Solanales; Solanaceae.
UUGGUCAACCAAUCUCCACACACAAACAACAUGAAGAAACUUCCCUUCUCACUUCUUCUCAUUUUGCUACUUGAAAUAACAAUUUCUGUUGACUCUCAAAAUCCAUCACUCUUGCAAUUUGUGCUUCAAUGGCCACCAACUUUCUGUAUUCAACUGAAUUCUGCACAAACACCAGGCAGGUGCAAAGAACCAAUUCUUCAGCAUAAUUUGACACUCCAUGGCCUUUGGCCAGCAGAUCAAGACGGAUAUAGCAUUAAGUGCCCUGAGACACCAGAUCCAAAUUGGAAUCAAAUUUUUACAAGAACAGUAGAAAAUCAACUCAUGGCAUUUUGGCCACCACUUAGAGAAAACGCCCAAAAUUGGGACCUAUGGAAGCACGAGUGGCGCGACCAUGGAUCGUGUGGAGGAACAACAGCACAAGUAUACUUCAACACAGCAAUAAAGAUCAACAACAUGCUUGGAAAGGGCAACUUGUUCAAUUACUUGAAAACAAGUGGGAUUAUUGCUUGUGAUAGCUUGUCUUUUGCUAGAAAAGAUAUUGUUCAGGCUGUCCAAAAGGUGUUUGUUGUAACACCUCCUUCUCCUCCUCGUGCUCCUCCACCGCCUCCUCCUUGUACUCCUCCUCCUCCUCCGCCUGCUCUUAAUGUUUACCUCAGAUGUAUUCCAAUUGAUUCAACAAACAGAACUCAUGUUUACUUGAGUGAGGUUAUCUUGUGCACUAAUUUGGCUGGCACUAGUUUCAUUGCAUGCCCUACAAAAGCUGCUCCAACAAGCUGUUCUAGUGGAGCUAGGAUUAUGCUACCUCAUCCAAAACCUCAACGGCCAUGACCGCGGAGAUUUCAUGAAGAAAUAGACGGGACAUAUCUUAAGUUUGAACGAUCAUGGACUAAAUAUAUAUUCAACGGUUGAGAUUAAUGUUUGGCUUAGAAUAAAUAAAUAAAAAAAGAGACAAUGGAAUAUGAUGUAGCUAAUGACAUGUAAGCAUAAUGCACACUCACAGAGUGAAAAUAACUUAUUGUCUUGAAUAAAAGUUUUAUUCUAUUCUCUCUUUUAA